Messenger RNA from Drosophila guanche, 2985 nucleotides. Its product is annotated as probable RNA-binding protein 19. NCBI's taxonomy places the organism in Eukaryota, Metazoa, Arthropoda, Insecta, Diptera, Drosophilidae. The transcript is spliced from 4 exons. Gene Ontology annotation, cellular component: nucleus; ribonucleoprotein complex; cytoplasm. Gene Ontology annotation, molecular function: mRNA binding. The coding region runs from base 116 to 2911 and encodes 931 amino acids. The record is from RefSeq and is a predicted model, not a curated record.
AGAGGGCCAGGCGGUACGUCUUAUCGAUAACUCUCAAUACACGUGCCGCGUGCGAUUCGUAAACAAAAUGUAUUUCUAUUAAUUAUUAGCGCAAUACACAAAAGAAAGCCACAGAAUGUCACGCAUAAUAGUCAAACAAUUGCCCAAGCAUAUAACCGAAGAUAAACUGCGCAACAUCUUCGGUGCAAAGGGAACGAUCACCGAUCUGCAGCUUAAGUACACGCCAGACGGCAAGUUUCGUCAGUUCUGCUUUGUUGGCUACAGCACAGAGGAGGAGGCGCAGGAUGCCAUACAGCACUUCAACAACUCCUGCAUCCAGACGAGUCGCGUUCGCGUGGAGUCGUGCGCUGCGCUGGGCAGCGAAUCCAAGCCACAGUCUUGGAGCAAACAUGCCAAGGAUAGCAAACACAAUCUGGAUAAACUGAAGGCUGCCGAAGAAGAGAAGGAGAAGAAGGCAAGCCCAGGGAGCGAGUCAAAGAAGAAGGAAAAGGCGAAGAAGGAUACCAAAGUCGUCGAGAUUCUGGGCAAGCACAAAGAUGAUCCAGAGUUCCAAGAGUUCCUGCAGGCCCACGACAAGACACGCACUCUGUGGGGCAACGAUCUGGGCGUGAGCGAACAGAACCCCGAGAAGGAGGACGAAGACGAAGACGAGGCUGAGCCAACAGCUGCACCCAAUGACGGCGGCGUCGAUGCUGAUGGCGACGAACCAGCGGGCGAUGAAGAAGAAUCCCCAGUGGACGAGGAGGCUGAGAAGCUGGCCGAGAAGCCCAUUAGUGAUCUGGAGUACAUGAAAUCUCUGAUGGCCGGCAAGGCCGCCGAGUCCACUGCUGCAGCAGCGUCGUCCAAGAAGUCAAAGGUGGAAAAGAGUAGUCUGGAUCUAUUCACAAUUAAGAUACACAAUGUUCCAUACAACACGAAGCGUCAGGAGGUGCUCAAGUUCUUCAAACCGCUCAAGCCGUAUUCGGUUCGUCUGCCCGGCAAGGUGCACGGAUUCUGUUACGUGGGCUUCAAGACCGAAAAGGACAUGGCCAAGGCGAUGGUAAAAAACAAGAGUUUCAUCAAGGGCAAGCAGGUCUUCUUCUCGGACUUCACAGAGAAGAACAAGGUGACAAAGGCCAGCAAGAGUGGACUGCCACCGCCCAACGCACCGUCGGAGAGCGGAGCGAAUUCCAAGUGGAAGCACCAGCACGAUGGCCUGAGCAAAGAGGAGAACAUCUCCGAGUCGGGUCGCAUAUUCUUUCGCAACCUGGCCUACACCACCACAGAGGAAGAACUGCAGAAGCUGUUCGAAGAGUACGGACCCGUGGUUGAGGUCAAUCUGCCGGUGGAUAAGCUGACACGAAAGAUCAAAGGCUUUGGCACGGUCACCUACAUGAUGCCGGAGCAUGCACUCAAAGCAUUCAAUGCCCUCGACGGCACGGACUUUCACGGUCGGCUGCUGCACUUGCUGCCCGGCAAGGAGCUUGACAACAAAGACCAGAACGAGCUGGACGAGGACGAUUCCUCGCUGACCUUUAAGCAAAAGAAGGCCCUCAAGCUGAAAAAGAGCGCACAGAAGCCAAUUGGCUGGAACACGCUCUUCCUCGGUCCCAAUGCUGUGGCCGAUAUCCUGGCCAAGCAAUUCAAGACAUCCAAGGAGCGCAUUUUGGACACCAGCGAAGGCGGCAGCAGUGCCGCCGUUCGUCUAGCCCUCGGCGAGACCCAGAUCGUGAUAGAAAUGAAGAAAUUUCUCGAAGAUGAGGGCGUUCGUCUCAGUGCCUUUGAUGAGCCCUCGCAGAAGCGCUCCAAGACUGUAAUCCUAGCCAAGAAUCUGCCGGCAGCGACCGAACUAUCAGAGCUGAGUCCCAUCUUUAGCCGUUUCGGACCCAUUGGACGUUUGGUACUGCCUCCCAGUGGAGUCACGGCGCUCAUCGAGUUCUGUGAGCCGUCGGAAGCACGUCAGGCAUUCAAGAAGCUGGCCUACAGCAAGUUCAAGAAUGCGCCCCUUUACCUGGAGUGGGCGCCGGAGCAGACCUUUGCCACAACGCUCAGCGGUGAGCCGAUCAUACCGAAGACAGAGAAGGAAGAACCUAAAGAAAAGGAGCCGAAGCGAGCGCCAACGCCAGAAGUUAAAGAGGAGUCGAAGCCUGAGCCUGUAGACGACGAAGAGCCCGAGCCAGACACCACAAUUUUCCUGCGCAACUUGAACUUUAAAACCGUAAAGGAGACCGUGCUGGAGCAUUUCCGCCACCUGGGCGCCAUUCACUCAGUGGAGAUAGCGAAGCGCAAGGAUCCCCAGAACCCACAGCAAUUCAGCUCACUGGGCUAUGGCUUCAUACAGUUCAAGAAGGCUUCCGUGGCAGAUCAUGCGCUCAAGAAUCUGCAGCUCACCCACAUCGAUGGCAAUCCCGUGGAGCUCAAGCGUAGCGAUCGCGUUCUCAAAAACCAAAACGAGGAUGCCUCACGACGUGGCCAGUCAGCGCAAAAGAAGCAAACGGGCACAAAGAUCCUAGUGCGAAAUAUACCCUUCCAGGCACAAUACCGCGAAGUGCGAGAGGUUUUCAAGGCCUUUGGCGAGUUGCGUUCCCUGCGCAUACCCAAAAAGGUGACAGCGGGCGAGGAUGCCCACCGUGGCUUUGGCUUUGUUGACUUCAUCACCAAGGCGGAUGCCAAGCGCGCUUUUGAUGCGCUCAGCGCCAGUACCCAUUUAUACGGACGACGCCUGGUGCUCGAAUGGGCCUCACACGAUGAUCAAAACGAUUUGGACGAGCUGCGCAAGCGUACUGCAGCCAGAUUUGACGACACACAAGCGGGAACGGCGGCCAAGCAGAGUAGACGCGCGUUCUUCGAUGUUGAGGGCAACAUCCAGGCGCCAGAAGAGAACGAGGAGGAGGAAGAGAACCUAGGACGUGGUCAUGUCAGGGAUCGUUAAACGCUUUUACCAAGUAAAAGCUUGUGUAAUGAGUUCUUGUAUAAAAUAUAAAUUAAAACAAUUUUUAAACCAAA